AGCAUCUUCUCAGCAGCAGCAACGUGUCCAGUGCUGGAUUAACAAGCAUCAACGUCAAGUAAAGACAGUAAGAGGAUGAAGCCGGAGGGGAAAGAGCACAAAUAGAGCUGGCCCGGUCAGGACACCUUCAGACUGUCAACACAGAGCACUUUGUUUAUACCUGCAGAACGAGAAGCAGCUUCUGUCAUCUGCUGAGUUUGUUUCCUCCAUCAUCAUCUCCCACUGUGACCUAAUGAUGAAGUUCCUGCUCGGCUUGGUGGUGGUGCUGGUGACACUGGGCGUCCUCAACUCUGCUCCUGGGGAUCAACCCACAGAUGUGUCAGAGGAAACUUUAAAACAGUUGACUGAGGAUGGAGGGAAACUGGUGGACGAGGAGGUGAAGCGAGCUCUGUAUGGAGUGAAGCAGAUGAAGGAGGUGAUGUGGAGGAACGAGCAGAAACACGAGCACCUCAUGAAGUCGCUGAGACACAGCAGCGACAAGAAGAGGGGGGCAGCCCAGCUCGCUAAGGAGGUGAACGAGAAGCUGCAGGAGGCAGAGGAGCAGUGCAGAGACUCCCUGCAGGCUGAGUGGGAGGAGUGCCGGCCCUGUCUGGAGGAUGCCUGUAAGACUUUCUACACCUCCACCUGCCGCAGGGGUUUUUCCACUUUCAAAGCCAAGGUGGAGAAUUUCUUCCACAGGGUUUCCAGUCGCUUUGGCUCCCGUGAACCUCACCUGGAUGCAGGGGACAUCCUGGUCAACCAGGGCCCCGAAAACGAAGACAAGGAGGUGGACAACAUCGAGGUCUCCUUCAACCGCCUGAUCACCAAGGUGGACAUGAUGGUGAACCACAGCGUCGCUCUGGUGAACAGGAUGAGCAGCCGGCUGGACCGGGUCCUCCGUAAAACCUUCCUGAACAACAGCCACGUGCUGACGGAGGAGAGCACCACCGACCCCUACUACCCAGGACGAGACUCCGGCUUCAUGCAGGGCGUGGGCCUGGAGGAGGUGCUGGACUCCUUCUAUGACUUUGGCAAGAGUGUGGUGGAGGAGUUCGGAGCCGUGGUGACCCAGGUGUUCGAUGACCUCCAUGGGGCAGUGGAGAAAGAGAAGAGAGAGAGGAAAUUCUUCCCCCGUUUCCUGCGGAACCAGAAGUUGUGCAGAGACCUUCGCAAACAGACCUCGGAGUGCUGGCAGCUCCAGAGCCAGUGUGAGGUCUGUCAGGGAGCCCUGCUCACAGAGUGCCCCAGUGUGCGCGAGCUGCACGUGGAGCUGGACGAGGUGUCCCAGCUGGUGGACGUGUCCAAAGAGCAGUACGACGAGAUCCUGUCCAUCGUCCAGCGUCACACCGAGGAGACGGUGAACUGGCUCAGUGACAUGGCUGCUGAGUUCAGCUGGGUGUCCCAGGCCCUGAGCAACAGCAGCUCCCCUGGAAACAUCUUCAGCAUCUCCAUGGUGGCACCAAAGAGCCAGGAUGAGCAGAACGUGUCUGUCCCUGGGACCAAGGUUGAGGUGAACGUCCUCAACUCUCCCCCGCUCCUCCUCUCUGUCCCCGGGGAGCUGGAGCUGCAGGACCCGGCCUUCAUCCAGUACGUGGCCCAGGAGGCGCUGGACAAAUACAAGGAGAUGGUCAGGUGA
Molecule: messenger RNA, 1615 nt
Organism: Pleuronectes platessa (European plaice)
Lineage: Eukaryota; Metazoa; Chordata; Actinopteri; Pleuronectiformes; Pleuronectidae
Gene: clul1
Product: clusterin-like 1 (retinal)
Exons: 8
Coding region: 233-1615 (460 amino acids)
Source: RefSeq, a predicted model, not a curated record